This is a messenger RNA of Sugiyamaella lignohabitans, 642 nucleotides long. RefSeq lists its product as uncharacterized. Lineage: Eukaryota; Fungi; Ascomycota; Dipodascomycetes; Dipodascales; Trichomonascaceae. The transcript has a single exon. The record is from RefSeq and is a predicted model, not a curated record. Bases 1 to 642 code for a protein of 213 amino acids.
AUGGUGAGCAGGUUCUUCGGGCACCGUCCACCUCGCUCUCCAGAGGCCGCUGCUCCGUCGGCCCCACAUGAGAUUCUAGUACAUUUGUCAGUACUGAUAAGCACAUUUACUGGACUCGUGGUUAUAAUGGCUGUCAGCAAAUAUGGAGGUGCCUUCGUGAGCCAUCAUGUACCGGAGAUUGUUCCUAGUUGGGGUGCAUCGGCUAUUUUAUGUUAUAAUGUCAUGAAUGCACCACUUGCUCAGCCUAAAAAUGUUCUUCUGGGCACAUUCAUUUCAUCGUUAAUAGGGGUUUGCUUAAUGAAGCUUUGGAUGACCAACCCCAACAAUGAAGAUACGUUAUGGCUGGCUGGAGCUCUGUCGACUGCUGUAAGUUCUGUCGUCAUGACUUUAACGAACACUCUUCAUCCUCCUGCAGGCGCUGCUGCAUUACUUCCUUCUGUCGAUGAUAGCAUCCGAAGUCUCGGUUGGUUUUACCUCCCAGUUCAGAUUGUAUCUGCUGUUUUAAUGCUUGGUGUAGCAUGUCUCUUAAACAACAUAGUUCUCCAGUACCCUGUAUAUUGGUGGACCCCGCAUUCUAGACCCCUGCAACCCCCAAAAAAUGACCCUGAGCCGACGAAGGUUGAAUCAAGUUCAAUGGUCUAA